This is a messenger RNA of Zonotrichia leucophrys gambelii, 5004 nucleotides long. RefSeq names its product RELT TNF receptor (gene RELT). The transcript is spliced from 11 exons. Bases 218 to 1264 code for a protein of 348 amino acids. Gene Ontology annotation, biological process: apoptotic process. NCBI's taxonomy places the organism in Eukaryota, Metazoa, Chordata, Aves, Passeriformes, Passerellidae. The record is from RefSeq and is a predicted model, not a curated record.
UCCUGCAGUCCCCGCCGCGGCCGGGAGGUGGCGCUGCUGCGAGGGCAGAGGGGCGUGGCCUCUCUGCGUGACGUCACGGAGCGGGGCGGGGCUAGCCAGCCGCGCGCCCGCGGGUUCAUUCAUACGGAGGAGGCGGGAGCGACGGGGCCGCCCGGGGGGAGCCCGGGGGCUCCGCGGCGGGGACAGGUCUCUCCAAGGUGAUGAAGAGGAGCAGGUGAUGAAGAGGAGUGGGAUGCACUGGUGGCUUGUCGCCGUCCUGGGGGUGCUGAGCGGACCUGCCCGGGGAACCGGGAGCUGCAGUGCCCCGGAGCCGGGUACUGCGGGAUGCCCGCCCGGAGCGGAGCCCAGCGGGGAUCCAUCGGGGUCGUGCCGAGCCUGUCCCCCCGGCACCUUCUCUCUGGGAGACGCGUCCUGCGCCGCUCACACGCAGUGCCGCGCCGGGAACAGGGUGCUGCUGGCAGCGGGGACGGCGGCGAGCGACAGCCGCUGCGGAGCCUGCCUGCCGGGGUUCCACAGCCCCGGAGGGGAGAGGGAGCCCCGGGGCCGGUGCCUGCCCUGCGCCGCCGCUCCCCGCAGCACCCCGGGCUGCCCAGGCCGGCGGCGAGCCCGCAGCCCCGAAAUGCCGGGCAGGACACCGGGCACCAACGGGACACGCGUGACCCUGCUGGGUGAGGAGGAGGAGGAGGCGGCAGCAGCGCAGGCGGCCGUGCUGACCAUCGUGCCGGUCUUCUGUGCCAUGGGGUUGCUGGGAAUCCUGGUGUGCAACCUGCUGAAGAAGAAGGGUUAUCACUGCACCGCCAGCAAGGAGCCCCAGCCCGGCGGCACCGGUGCCAGCUCCAUCUACCAGCUGGAGGAUGCCAACGAGGACACCAUCGGGGUGCUGGUGCGGCUGAUCACUGAGAAGAAAGAAAAUGCAGCGGCGCUGGAGGAGCUGCUGAAGGAGCACCAGAGGCAGCAGCUGAUGCCACCGAGCUGUGCCCCCCUCAAUAAGCUGCACCUCCUGCCUCAGUUUCCCCCCGCCUGCCACCACCAGCAGCACCUGCACACAGUGCAGGGCCCGGCCCCGUGUGCCCGCUGUGACCAGAAGUGGCCCGAGGUGCUGCCACCGCUCGGUGCCACCAAAGCCCCCAAACCCGGAGCUCAUCCCAGCGAGGUGACCAUCCUCUCCAUCGGCAGGUUCCGGGUGUCCCGGAUCCCGGAGCUGAGGAGCGAGGCCGGGGGGGAGCCCCUCCGUGGUGCCCUCCCCGCUGGCAGCGGGAUGUGAGCCCACGUGGAACAGCACCAAGGGCCCCAGCAGGUGACAGCCACAAAGACCCCGUGGAGGGGUGGAGGACACGGGUGCUGUGUGAAAGCCAGUCCUGCCCAGAGCUGCCAAGUGCUGGAGGUGGCAGCUCAGCUCCUGCUCCUGCCACCGACGUGUCCAAGGGCAGCACAGCAAAUCCAGCGUCUCGCUCGGCUGCUGAGAAGGGUUCUCUGUCCCUGAGGCCUGGUGGUGGCCACAGCGUGGUGGCCUCAUAGAAGGUGACUCCAGGAGCUGCGAUGCCAGGGGUGGUGGCCACAGGAAUCAUCAUCUCUGGGAACCAUGAUGCCACCACACAGCUCCACUGGAAGCACAGAGGGCACUGGAUGCCAUUUCGUGGUCACCUUCUGGGUGUGUUGAGCUCUCCAGGACCAUCAUGAACUCCUGAUUUCCCUCCAUCACCUGGUGCCAGUGCUCAGCAUCGCAGGAUCAUGAAUCACUGGAUCACAGAGUGAUUCCUCCCUUCCCAAAGCCCAGCUGGGGCAUGGAUUGCUGGUCUCCUGCAUCCAUCCAUCCUCUCUCCAAAGUCCCAGUUCAGGAGCACACAGUGGUGAUGCUCACCAUGCAGAUGACACAUUUCACUUUCCAUAGGAAUUGCUUCUGUGGGAUCACGCUGGCUUGGCUGUGUUGGGAUCACAGGGAUAACCCACCCAAUGUUGGGCUGGAGACCAUCAGCCUCAACCAUCAACCCAAAAAAGGGUUUAUGGCUGGUCCCAUUCACCUCCCCACGACACCACCGUGCCAAAAAACCAACCACCAAACCCUCUCGGGCUCUUUUAUUUAUUUAUUUAAUUUUUUUUGGAAACAUUUUAAUAGUUAUCGAAUGUUCUACAUCUUACAGUAAAUAUCGUACAGUUACAAACUCUUGGCUGAAAUCUGUCAGGGAGAUCACGACCUGAUCUUCAGAACCAAAACCAGAACAGAAAACAAACGGGAAAACAACCCCAAAUUUACACUUCAGAUGGACAAACUGAGGCUGUGGGGCUCUCCAGGGCAUCAGUCCAAGGCCAUGUUCCCUACACACCUGUGAGAUGUAGACUUGGAAGACGUGGUUACUCUUGGGUUUAAAUUGUUUUUUGUUGCUGUUCUUUCAAGGAAUAAUUUCUUUUUUGGUAUUUAUUUUUAUUUAAGAGGUCAAAUAAUACUUAAAAAUGAGCUGGUCUGGUGGUUGAAAUCAAUUUAAAAUUAAUUACAUAGAAAGAGGGGUGGGAACCCGGUGUGGGUCGAGGCCAUGUUGUGGGAAUGGGAGGGUUUGGGUGUGAUCCUGCACCUUGCAAUGCUUCCCUACAACUCCCUCCCCUGACCCUGAACCCCUCUUCCCCCUGUAAAAUUCCAUCUCUUGCAGGAGGAUGCAGGAAGGCUGCAGGUGGCCAUGUUGCAUCAAGAUUAUUCCCUACAAGCAGCACAGUCGAGCGUUUCCAAAUGGGAAUCGCUCCUGUCAAACCACAAAUUCUGCUUUUCCUGCCCUGCAAACAUUCCCACAAGUUCUUUCACCUGAUUGCCAGAGAAUCUCCAAGUGCCAUGGUGCAACAUGCCACAGGAAUGCCUUUUCCAAGGAUUUCCUCCCUCCCAAGCUCCCUCACAGGCUUUAUUUUCUUUUUUUUUUUUCCCCAAAGGGAAUGCUAACACAUAGCAGAGAAAAUAUUUGGAGGCUGAUCCUGGCUUGGGAGCAAAGUGAAGGGAAGACGGGCAGAGGGUCACCACAGCUGGAGGGCCUGAAAAUAUUGGCAAUUAAAAACAAAAAAAAGCCCAAAUCAAAAAUACCUGGAUUUAUGGGUAUCCAGCAGCUCUUAUUGCUAUUGUUGGCUGGUUGGAUUUUACCAAAAAUAAAGCCUCAAAUGUUGUUUUCCACCCUGCUGAAAAGCCAGGAUCCCAUUUGAUGCCCUCUAGCUGGGAACCACAUCAUCCCCACAUUCCCAGAGGGGAUGGCAAAGAGUCAGGGGGUCUCUCUGGGAAGGACCAGAUUCAGUGGGAUGCUGGGGGCUGGAGGAAAACCUGAUGCUCUGAACAUCCCUCAUUAAAACAAACCCCUUAAAUAACAUUUCCUGGGAAUUACAUCCCAAAACUGAAACCAUGCUGAACUGAGUGAUUUAUUAUUCAUAAAAUGCAGUAGCAAAUCCUUGCCUGGAGGGUUCAGCCACUUGGAGGCACGAUGGCCUCAGGCUUCAAGGGGCUCCUGGGCUUUGGGGGUCACCACCACCACUAAAAUCCUAUUUCCCCCCCCAAAUCUUGCAUUGCAGAUUGUGUUUUGAAGUAAAGGUAAGGUCUGGGAUGGGUUAAUGGUUUAGAGUUAUUUUUCCUUCCUCUUUAGCUGGAAUUUUAAUCUCAGACACUUCAGUGGCUGCUGAGGAUGGUUUAACCCCUCCUGCUCUUUCCCACUGAUGCCCGGUGUGAUCCUUCACUGUGGAAAUCCCUUUUCCUUAACCAACAUCAGCAAAGCUUUGCUGGAAUGACAUAUCUGAGAAGCUGGUGGCCCCAUCAGUGUCCUCCAUUGUGACCUGCCCAGGACCCUCAGUUAAGCCAAGACUUGACCAAGGAAGGCCUUGGGACCAAGGGAAGGGCAGGGAGCAUCUCCCCACCUUGGGAAGGAGCCACCCAAGCCUGGCACUGUGUGGUGGCCCUGGUUCCUCACAGUGGCUCAAGGCUGGUUACCAAAUGUCCUCACUAAAGCCUCUGGCCCAACAGGUGGCAAAUAUUUCACCACUCCACGCUUUGGUUAAUGAGUAUUUCUGCCUGGGAAUAACGGGAUGAGGAGCUCUGGAUCUGCUAUUGAUCCAAGCAAAGGAAUCAAAACCCAACUGCCCUGUGUCAGUGGGAACACUGGGUGAUCCACCACGCUCCACUCCUAGGGCUUUCUCCCCACCUUUAAUGUUUCUUUUCCUUGCAGGAGAAAGCCCAACAUCUCCUUUCCACACCCAGGUCAGAAUUUUAGGAGUGGUUCCUAAAGUGGUGUCUGGGACAGUGGUGGGAUGGUGUCUGCUGGUCCAGGUUGUUUGCAGAGCCCAGGCUGGGAUCCCAAAGCUCACUGGGACCCCACAAACCAGACUGCCAUUGUGUUGGGAGACCUGGCUCAAUGCUGACAGACAGCUCCUGGUGUGUAACACAAACAUGAGAGGGGAAAAAGGGAUCUCAGAACUCUUCAAUUCUUAGGAUCUGGGGAUUUUUUGGCCCAGGUUUAACUGCAAUGUGCUACAAACAGUGCAAGGAUGAUGUGUUGGUGUUAUUUCCCAAGGUCCUGUUGCUCUUUACUAAUCAAGCCAAAUAGGGAACCUACUGAUGAUUGGCUCCUUUGCUCUUUUUUCCUUCUCCUUUCCCUCAAUACCACCCCAAAGUGCAGCCCAAGGGUGCCCCUUCCCCACCCCACCACACAGUCUUCCCCCACUUUGUUCCUCUCGAGGCUGAGGAGAUCAACCAGAGCUUUGCUCUAGAUUUCCUUCAAACCCAGCAGAAUCAACCAAAUCGCGCCCAAACAGAAGUGCCAACACCCAACCUGACAAACUCCUGGGACCAGCCAGUGGGAGGGAAAGUCCUCCUGGGAUCCCUAGGCCUGUUACUCCCCACCUGCCCCAUGCCCAAGGGAAGGAGCUCCAGGAGCAGGAGCCAAGCUGGGAGACUCCACCGAGAGCAUGGAACACUUUUGGCACACUUGAGGCAAAAAACAAAACCCAACCAAGCCUUUGUCUUUAAAAAAAAAAAAAAAACAA